AUGACUCCAUUUCAAGAUGGCGACCCCUCAUCAGCAAUUGCCAUUAUUGGUGUCUCUGGAAGAUUCCCUGGCGAUGGCACAACACCCCGACGCCUAUGGGACCUGCUCAAGGAGGGCAAGAGUGCCCUAGGAGAAGUACCUGAGAGCCGGUUCAACGUAAACGGCUUUUACCACCCAGAUGGCGGCCGAGCUGGAACCUCUAACUCCAAGAAAGGCUACUUCUUGAAACAAGCCAUCGAUCACUUCGACGCCGGCUUCUUUUCCAUCACUCCAGAGGAAGCAAAGGGAAUGGAUCCGGCCCAACGAAUUCUGCUGGAACUUGCUUACGAGAGUCUCGAAAAUGCUGGUCUCAAAAUUGAUGAAGUCGCCAACCAGCGCAUGUCGUGUUACGUGGGAGCAUGCCAGCAUGAUUACUGGGAUAUGCAAGCAUAUGACAUGGACAGCGCCCCGAAAUACACGGCAACUGGCACAGGACCGGCAUUACUAUCAAAUCGCAUCUCAUGGUUUUUCAACCUCAAAGGCCCAAGUAUCACGAUUGACACAGCCUGUUCGUCUUCAAUGACUGCGUUGCAUCUUGCAAGCCAGAGCAUCCGACACGGUGAAAGCGAUUCGGCUUUGGUCGGAGGCCUGGGAUUGCAUCUGCUUCCAAACUUUGGAGUUUUCAUGUCUUCGAUGUCAUUUCUCAGUGCUGACGAUAAAUGCCACUCCUUCGACGCCUCUGCAAACGGAUAUGCGCGCGCAGAAGGAGGUGGCUUCGUUGUUUUGAAGCGGCUGGAUAAGGCUAUCAAAGAUGGAGACACCAUCCGCGCCGUCAUUAGAGGCACGGGGAGCAACCAAGACGGUCGAACUCUGGGCAUCACUCAGCCAUCAGCCGCAAGACAAGAGGAAUUAAUCCGUUCGACAUAUGCUUCGGCUGAUCUGAGCUUUGACAAGACCAACUACUUCGAAGCUCACGGCACCGGCACAAAGGUGGGCGACCCUAUCGAGUGCUCCGUUAUUGGCUCCGUCUUUGGUCCGACUAGACAGCGUCCCGUGUACGUUGGCUCAGUCAAAAGCAACAUUGGACAUCUUGAGGGUGCAAGCGGGAUUGCUGGCCUCGUGAAGACUAUAUACAGCCUCGAGAGUGGCUUGAUUGCACCGACAUACGGCCUCGAGAAAGUCAACCCCAAAAUUCGACUUGACGACUGGAAGAUCGACAUCCCGACGAGUACGAUAAAGUGGCCUACGGGGCUUAGACGUGCCAGCAUCAACAGUUUCGGAUACGGUGGAGCCAACGCCCACGCUGUACUGGACGAUGCUUAUCACUUCCUCAAGACUCAUAACCUUCAAGCUCGCCACAAUACCAAGGUUGAUUGUCUCACCUCCAAUGUCUUGACUUCAACUGCAUCAAAUGGUCACUCCCAGAAUGGAGAGACAAUCAAGGCUGGGAGCACCCCACGGCUAUUUGUUCUCUCUUCUCAUGAGGAGUCUGGCAUUGCUCGACUCAGCCAAAGUCUCCAGGCAUAUCUCGCCGAGGCGGUUUUAAAGGACGAACCUGAAGAGCGAUUUUUGCACCGCCUAGCUUACACACUAUCUGAGAAAAGGUGGAAUCAUCCCUGGAAGACAUCCGUCGCAGCAUCGACAAUAGAGGAGCUACACCAAGCUCUUGAUGGUACAUCGGCCCGGGCGGCACGAGUGCCCAAGCAGGGGACCCUGACUUUCAUUUUCACAGGGCAAGGAGCGCAAUGGUUUGCCAUGGGCAGGUCUCUUCAGAAAUACUCAGUUUUCCGACAAUCUCUUAGUUCGUCGAGCGCAUACCUCAAAUCAUUCGGCUGUACUUGGGACCUGGUUGAAGAGUUGAAUCGCAGCGCCGAGGAAUCGAAGAUUGAUCUUCCUGUUAUCAGCCAACCAGCUUGCACUGCUCUCCAACUCGGUGUCAUCGAUCUUCUGGCGAGUUGGAAUAUACGCCCCCAGGUAACCAUUGGCCACUCGAGCGGAGAGAUUGCCGCAGCAUAUGCCAAGGGCGCCUUUGACAAGAAUGCCGCCAUGCGAAUCGCCUACUUCAGAGGUUUUCUCACGAGUCAGAUCACAAAAACAGGUUCGAUGGCUGCCGUAGGAUUGGGCGCUGGACCUGUGAGCGAAUACGUCAGCCGAGUAACAGCGGGUAAGGUUUUGGUCGCUUGUAUUAACAGUCCAUCAAGUGUUACACUGUCGGGCGACGUGGAGGGCAUCGACGAAGUCUUGAAGUUUUUGCAAGCGGAUGACAUCUUUGCCAGAAAACUCCGUGUAUCAACAGCUUAUCACUCCCACCACAUGCAGCUGAUCGCUGAGGAGUAUCUCAACUCACUAGCAGACGCAUGGGAGCUUAAGUCAGGCCGUUCUGACGUUCGUAUGUUCUCCUCGGUCUCGGCCAAGAUCAUCGAUGGUACCGAGCUGGGACCUUCAUACUGGGUCGCCAACUUGGUCAGCCCCGUCAACUUCUCCGGUGCAGUCACAGCGGCAGCGAAAAUAGGUGCUUUGGGGAAGCGAAAGGCCUCGGGGAAGAAGGGAAGCGCCGAUGCAAUGGUCGAGAUCGGACCUCAUGCUGCGCUCCAGGGACCGUUGAAGCAGAUUCUGGAUAGCAUCAACGACAAAGGCGCGGCCCCUCGCUACUUGUCGGCCAUCAAGAGAAAGCAGGACGCUGUUCAAACAACUUUGGAGGUGGUUGGGGAACUUCUUGUUCUUGGUCACCCCGUCAACGUUCCCCUGGCGAAUGCUUAUGGCGACGCGGACGGUGAGAUAUCUGCACUGGUAGAUCUCCCACCUUAUGCGUGGAACACGUCCAACAGCUAUUGGCAUGAGUCGGCCGCGCUCUCUGCCUACAAGCAAAGGAAUUACCCACGACUAGAAUUGCUCGGUGCGAGAGACGAACGAUCAACCGAGGCUGAGCCCGCCUGGCGCAACUACCUCCGCAUCGCGGAGCAGCCAUGGAUUGAACAUCACCAGUUUCAAGGCACUCCGAUCUACCCCAUGGCUGGUAUGAUCGUCAUGGCAAUCGAGGCAACACGCCAGGUCGAGACGCGAACGGAUGUUUCGGGCUACCACAUUCUCGAUGUAAACAUUCGAAGUGCCUUGGUCGUGGCGCUAGAUCAGACGGUUGAAACGAGACUGCAGCUUUCGCCGUGGCGCUCUGGGCCGAAUUCAACCGCAUCGCAUUGGACGGAAUUCCAAGUUUCCAGCCGGAAUGAGAGCGGCGCCUGGACGACCAACUGUACAGGUCUGAUUGCGACUUCAUACAAGCAGGAAGAAGCCAACACUGCAUUCCUGGACGAGGAGGCUGCAACCAACUCUCAGCUCAAGGCAAUGUAUGACCAGACUGUGCAGGACGACAUGCCGAGUCUCGACCCUUCGGUCUUCUAUACAAAGAUGGAAAGUUCAGGAUUUAAUCUCGGGCCAGCAUUCCGUGGCGUCAAGGCGCUUAACCUCCUCCAAGAUAAAUCCCACUUCUCGAUGGAGGUUCUGGACACGAAAGAAUGGUAUCCCAAGAAAUGGGAGCCUCCUCAUCUCAUCCACCCAGCGGUCCUCGAUGUAUUCAUCCAUCUGUUGAUAUCUAGCACGGGCGAUGCUACUGGACUCAAAGCAAGAGUUCCUGUCUCUACUGCGUCGUUGUAUGUAUCGGCAGACUUUGACUCUUCCAGCGGCACCACUUAUCAUGGAUUCACAUCGUCGAGAAGACACAGUGCUGUCAACAUGUUGAGCGACGUCAUCGCAUUCGGCAACGAAGGGAAGGCCCUGAUCGCUCUCCGCGGAUGUCAGACGGUGCCUCUUCGUGGCGUAUCGCCAGAGGUUUCCACGUCGGAAGGCCAGUCUCUCAGCCAUGUCCCCAUUAUCCCGCACAUGGCGCCAGACGUGGAAUUCGCCGAUGCCGCUCAGCUUGAACGACUCCUUCAAGGCCCAGACUUGGCUACGAAGUUGGGCAAGUACAUAGCCUUGUUCGCGCAUGUACACCCAGUUCUUGAUAUUCUCGAGUACAACACAUCGUCUAGAAGUCUCCUGACGAAUGCUUUGGCAUCUCUCCGGGCCGAGGACAAGGUCAAUGAACGCAUUGGGUCUCUUGUGCUGGCGGGGCCGCUCGAAGGGCCGACCAUCGAUAUUCAGCCUUCCCUGGCUGCUGUAUGGAAGCCAUUAAUUCAGUACCAGAAGCUGGAUCUAUCUCAGGAUUUUAGUUUGCAGGGUGUUGAAGAUGGUUCUCGCGACAUAGUGGUCUUGGACACUACUCUUGAACAUGACGGCGAUUAUUACUCAACAGUAUUGAAGAGUAUCAAGAUGCUCUUGAAGCCCUGGGGAGUCUUGUUGAUUGCGAGCGGCUCCACGAGCAUUCUCGGCAACUCCAUCACGGACGAAAUUCUAGCAUCUGCGGGUUUCACCUCGACCAACAUCGACAUUUCUGGCUCACCAAGCUUCAUUGUUGCACACCGGAAACUCGAACUAGAACCCACAGUCCGAAAAGUCCUGAUUAUCACGCCGCAAAACCCCUCCGAGGAACUCGGUCGCGCCAUCGACCAAGUCGAGCGUGGCCUGAGAACGCCGAGCUAUGAUGUUAUCAAAGCGCCCUUUGGCGACAUUCCAGAACAAACCUCUCCGUACUUGACUGUUGCAGCGCUCGAUGUUGAUAAUUCCAUCCUAGAGAAUCUGGACGAGGAUUCCUUCGGCAAACUCCGCUCCUUGUUCCUUGGUUCGCUCGGAACAUUAUGGUUGACCGUGGACACUGAAUCUAGGGGUCUGGUUAAGGGUCUCGGCAGGACCAUCAGAGCCGAGCACCCGGAGAUAUCUUUUACUACCUUGGGACUCGACCCGACUGCCCCUCUUGACACGGAACUCAAUAUCAAGACCGUAUCUCGGAUACUGGAGAAGAUGUCCAGGAAGACCCUGGGAGAGGCCACAGACUCGGAGUAUGUGGUUCAUGGGGGCAAUGUGCUAGUUGAACGUCUCGUGCCGCAUCCAGACCUGAAGGCCUUGUUGGAUUCGUCGAAAUCUGGAAGCUCUCUCCCAGUUGCUAAGAUUCUUUUCAAACAAGCUCACCAAACGCUCCAACUGUCUAUCCGAGAAGCUGGACUACUCGAUACUCUGGAGUAUCUUCCUAUCCCAAACUUGUCUGGCCCCCUUGCCGAUGGUGAGAUUGAGAUACAAGUCUCCGCGGUGGGCUUGAACUUCCGCGACGUCAUGGUCGCCAUGGGCCAGAUGGAAGACUCAACGCUGGGCAUAGAAUGCGCCGGAGUCGUUUCAUGGGUUGGAAAUGGCGUUCAGAAGUUCAAUGUCGGCGACCGUGUCUUUGGUAUGCAUGCCGGCUGCUUCCAGACCCGUGUUCGAGUCGACCCCCGAACGUUCCAAAAGACUCCUGAGAACGUGAGCGACGAAGAGGCUGCUUCUCUGAUGUGCACAUACGCUACUGUUGUUCAUUCUCUGAUCGAUGUCGGCCGACUGCAGCCUGGCGAAUCUGUCUUGAUUCACUCAGCUGCUGGCGGAGUCGGUCAGGCCGCCAUCCGGCUUGCCCAGUUCAUCGGCGCGGAGAUCUUUGCCACAGUCUCCUCCGAGAAGAAGAAAACAUUCCUUAUGGAGGAGUAUGGGAUCAGAGAGUCGCACAUAUUCAAUAGCCGAGACUAUUCUUUCUCUGACGGCAUUCUCCGGCUGACGGGACAAAAGGGCGUUGACGUUGUGCUCAACUCGCUAGCACAAGAGGCACUCCGGCGAACUUGGCUCUGCGUUGCACCCUUUGGUCGAUUCAUCGAGCUUGGAAAGCGUGAUAUCUAUGACAACAGCGGCCUGGAGAUGCGCCCGUUCCUGAACAACGUCACAUUUUCUGGCCUUGACAUCCUUACACAAGUCAUCGAUUAUCCCGACCGAUUCGAGAAGAUCGGGACCCAGGUGGUUCAACUCCUUCAGAAGGGUGCUAUCGCUCCCUUGAAGAGCCUGCUACGCUACUCGUUUGGGGACGCGGAGAAGGCAUUCCGACUCAUGCAAAGUGGAGGUCACAUUGGCAAGAUAGUUCUAAGUCCACAGCUUGAUGACAUUAUUCCGGUCGUCCCAGAAGGCCUCGGAUCUUUUCGCCUGUCGCAAGAGAGCACCUUUAUUCUUGUUGGUGGUCUUGGUGGAAUCGGUCGAUCCAUCGCAAAACUGCUUGUCGACAAGGGUGCCAAACAUUUGAUCUUCUUAUCCCGAUCAGGAAGUUCCCGCCCUGAAGCUAGAUCACUUCUGAAGGAGUUCCAGUCCCAAGGUGUAUCGGCGACGGCAAUUUCGGUUGACGUCGCUGAAAAGUCUCAACUGGAGGCUGUCAUCAAAGAGGUGAAGCAACGGUUCCCAUCGAUCAAGGGAGUGAUCCACUGUGCUAUGGAUUUAAGGGAUGGCAUCUACAACAACAUGUCGGUGACAGAUUGGAAUUUAUCACUUCGCCCUAAAUUUCUGGCGACGCGGAAUCUGCAUGAGCUUCUGCCCACAGACUUGGAUUUCUUUGUCUGCUUGUCGUCAAUUGCAGGAAUCAUUGGGUCGCGUGGCCAGGCCAACUACAACGCAGGAAACACAUACCAAGAUGCGCUCAUGCAUCACCGCGCAGCUUCGGGACUAGCUGCGACGAGCAUCAACCUCAGUCUAGUAGUUGGAAUCGGCGUGUCGACGGAACGAGACGAAGUCUUUCAACUAUUGAAGGAUGGUGGCCUGCUAGGUAUGGAUGAGACUGACGUCCUCAACGUUGUCAAGGCAGCCAUAUCCGGACGGGCUCCGACACAAGUUGCACUGGGAGCAUCUACCGGCGGCCAGCUUCUCAAGCAGGAUGCCAACGAUCCUUACUGGUUUGCGGAUUCACGGUUUGCCGCCCUGAGCCAACUCGACCGACAAGGUGCCAGCGCAAACGGCACCAACGACGCACAGGACUGGAAGAAGCUCCUCGCAGCGGCCACAUCUAAAGACGAGGUCUACGAUAUUGUGCUAGCCCAGGUUCUGGAAGGAGUUUCGAGGAUCAUCAAAACGGAUGUUGAAGAUAUGGAUCCGAGGAAGUCUCUACCAGCCCUUGGCAUCGACAGUCUCGUCGGUAUCGAGAUCCGUACCUGGCUCUUAAAGGAGUUCCAGGCCGAUCUUUCAGUCUUCGAUAUUGUCAGCAACGAUCCAUUGUCUGGGUUUGCGAAGAAGGUCAUUGCAAAGACUGCCCUUGUCCCAUCCAGUCUUGUUUGAGGAGCUUUGAGAAUUCUAUGGGGCUUGGAUCAUGUUAGGUAGUAUGACGUUUGUUAUCUUAUGUUACGUUGCAAGAUAUUUCCUAAUUAUAUGAAUAAUUAUUUCGUGUUUUCA
Ilyonectria robusta is the source of this 7296-nucleotide messenger RNA. RefSeq lists its product as uncharacterized. The record is from RefSeq and is a predicted model, not a curated record. The coding region runs from base 1 to 7182 and encodes 2393 amino acids. Gene Ontology annotation, biological process: fatty acid biosynthetic process; secondary metabolite biosynthetic process. Gene Ontology annotation, molecular function: oxidoreductase activity; fatty acid synthase activity; phosphopantetheine binding. The transcript is spliced from 6 exons. NCBI's taxonomy places the organism in Eukaryota, Fungi, Ascomycota, Sordariomycetes, Hypocreales, Nectriaceae.